AUGAAUGAGAGAGGAUGUGGACCUCAGCUGAAGGACAAUAUUCCAGUUACUGAACUUUCAGCAAGUGGACCUUUGGAAAAUCAUGAUCUUCUUCGGAAAGGUUUUUCUUGUGUGAAAAAUGAAUUUUUGCCCAGUCAUCCUCUUGAAUUAUCAGAAAAAAAUUUCCAGCUCAACCAAGAUAAAAUGAAUUUUUCCACACUGAGAAACAGCCACGGUCUGUUUCCUCCACUAAAAUUACAAAUGGAAUUCAAGGCAAUACAGCAGGUUCAGCGUCUUCCAUUUCUUUCAAGCUCAAACCUUUCACUGGAUAUUUUGAGGCAUAAUGAUGAGACUAUUAGAUUUGAAGAUAUUAACAAUCCAUCACAAAGUGAACUAAUGGGAGAACCACACUUAAUCGUGGAAUAUAAACUUGGUUUACUGUAA
Cynocephalus volans (Philippine flying lemur) is the source of this 423-nucleotide messenger RNA. RefSeq names its product proteasome maturation protein-like. NCBI's taxonomy places the organism in Eukaryota, Metazoa, Chordata, Mammalia, Dermoptera, Cynocephalidae. Gene Ontology annotation, cellular component: cytoplasm; nucleus. The transcript has a single exon. The coding region runs from base 1 to 423 and encodes 140 amino acids. Gene Ontology annotation, biological process: proteasome assembly. The record is from RefSeq and is a predicted model, not a curated record.